Molecule: messenger RNA, 813 nt
Organism: Amphibalanus amphitrite
Lineage: Eukaryota; Metazoa; Arthropoda; Thecostraca; Balanomorpha; Balanidae
Product: mucin-1-like
Exons: 3
Coding region: 1-813 (270 amino acids)
Cellular component (GO): extracellular matrix
Source: RefSeq, a predicted model, not a curated record
AUGAAGGUGGCGCUGUUGACCGUGCUGGUGGUGGCAGCUGUCUCGGGCCAGUACCCGGCAGCCCCGUCCGCUGCUGGGUACAAGGGUACCCCGUUCGCUGCACCUGUCCGGUACCAGCCACAGGCCGGUCCGGCCCAGUACAGCUACCAGUGGGCUGUGGACGAGGAGGCUAACCGGUACCAGCACCGCGAGAGCCGCCAGGACGUCAGCGCCGAGGGCUCGUACUCGGUGGCGCUGCCGGACGGCCGCGUCCAGACCGUCACCUACACCGUCAACGGAGACGGCGGCUACGUGGCCGAGGUCAGCUACGAGGGCGAGGCGCGCUACCCGGAGACCCAGCCGGGCCGGUACCAGGGCGCCGGCCGCACCGGGAGCUACGCGCCCCGUCCGGCGGCGCCCGCCGCUGCCCGCCCGGCGAGUCGGUACCAGAAGCCCGCCCGGUACCCGGCCCCGGCCAGGUACCCCACCCCGGCCGCCGCCCGGUACCCAGCUCCGGCCAGCACCGCCGCCCCCAGCACUAACCGCGCCUACAAGCCGACCAGCGCCCCCGCCGCACCGCCCAAGACCAGGUACCCCGCCAGCAAGCAGGUCAGCUUUCCCAGCGCGGAGUACGGAGCGCCCCUGACCUCCUACCCUGCCUUCAACCCAGCAAAGACCCCCAGCGAGAAGUACGGAGCUCCCCAGGCAUCCUACCCUGCCUUCAACCCAGCCAGCACCCCGAGCGAAGAAUAUGGAGCACCUCAGACCUCCUACCCUGCUUACAAGACGGUCAGCAUUCCCAGCGAGGAAUACGGAGCACCAGUCUCUAACUAA